AUGCACACCGUCUUUGUCCCCUACAUUCUCCUUCCAGAAACGGAAGGAACCCUUGCAGAACUCAAUGAUGCAGAAAAAGAAUGUGAGCAGAGAGAAGCAGGGAGUGUUGAGCAGACGGUGGUCCUUUGUGUGGAGAUUGAGAACUCUGGCCAGUCAGGUAUUGGCACUGGGUUUGUGGUUGGGAAGGUGGAUGUGAAGAUUGGUGGGGAAGGUGCGAGGGCAAUGCUUAUCGGCUGGGGACAUAAUGGGUUUAGUUCAGAUGUGGUGGAGAAAACAUUCCCUUUGAGGAUCGGACCUCUGGCACAGUAUAAUUUGCUCUAUGCCGUUCUUACAAUCUCCAGAGGAGAUGGACCUGUUUUCAAUUGCAAGAGCAGCAGGUGUGGGUGGGCCUCCUCAAUCUGA
Molecule: messenger RNA, 402 nt
Organism: Laccaria bicolor S238N-H82
Lineage: Eukaryota; Fungi; Basidiomycota; Agaricomycetes; Agaricales; Hydnangiaceae
Exons: 1
Coding region: 1-402 (133 amino acids)
Source: RefSeq, a predicted model, not a curated record